AUCCCAAACCAAACCAGACCAAAGGGCAUUCAUCUACUUCCUCUUAUUAUUUUCUUCUCUCAUUUUCCUUUGUUUCAUACAAUGCCUCUCCUUCAGUCUUGAACCCAGGGAAAUUAAGACAACGGACUCUGAAAAUAAAUUAUGAAUAAUUCUUGGUUUGACAAAGGCUUUGAUGGGGUCAACGAAGAUUUCUUUGAUGAUGUAAUAAAGUACUUGGAUUUCCCUUUGGAAGAUGUUGAAGGGACUGACAGUGGUAGUGGAGAAGGUGUUAUAAAGGAUUUCCAUUUGCCCAUCGUUGAUGCGGAACAGAACAAUUGUGGUGGCGGUGGCAAUGGUGAAGAGUGGGACUGUAACUUUCAAAACUUAGAGCCGCCGCCUGCUAAUGUUCUGGCUGGCAUGUCUUCUGGCUUUGGUGGUGAUUUUUUCAGUGAUUUUUUAGCGAAGAGCCAUUCUGUUUCAUGUGAUGGAUCAACUCAGCUAAAACAAUGGUCAAGCACUAGUGAAGCAUCCUCGGGCAGAAGUGUUACCCCAAAAAGUGAGUCUGCCAAUUUCAAAGGUUCAAUCAGGUUCCAAACCUCCAGUCCCGUGUCUGUACUUGAAAGCAGUAGCACAAGCUCUGCUGCAAAUCCAGCACUUAUUAACCCUAAGCCCAGUUUCCUGGUGAAACGUGGUCGAAGCAAGCGCAGACGAGCAUAUGCCUUUAACCUGCACUUCACAUUGCCUUUUACUUCCUCCACCUCCACUACCUUCAGGGGAUCUAAUUUUUCGGUCGGUUCUGAAUCCGAAUCAGAAAGCCAUCUUGCUGAGGCCAAAAAUAGAUUGAAGAAGAAAAAGAACCUGACAUGGCUUUCAGGUUUCAAUGACAUGAAGAGAUCCCCCUCCGAACAGCCUACCGAAGUUAGGAAAUGCUUGCACUGUGAAGUUACAAAAACUCCACAAUGGAGGGAAGGACCAAUGGGACCAAAAACCCUUUGUAAUGCAUGCGGUGUUCGUUUCAGGUCCGGCCGUCUCCUUCCCGAGUAUCGUCCUGCUGCAAGCCCUACAUUCGUUCCAGCGUUGCACUCCAACUCUCAUAAGAAGGUGGUGGAGAUGCGGAAAAAAGCCAACAUGUUGUCGGUCCCACCGGAAUCGAUUAGUAUGUAGAUUAAGCUUCGCAUAGGGAGCUUCAUUGUUAUGUCUUACAUUUGUGUCUUUUUUAGGUUUUGUCAGUGUGUACAUUGAUGGAAUAAGUAGGAACUUUAGAAUGAGAUGUUUUUGCAGGUGGAACAAACAUGAAUCAAUAGGCAGGAAAAAAGUAUCUCGGUGAAAGUAGGGAGUCAUUGGAGGGUGGAUUUUCAGAUUAGGUUUUUAAUUUCAGUAAUGCCUUAGCAUAUGUAUCAGUUCCCACCCUAUUCAUUUAUUCUUCCCAAUUC
Molecule: messenger RNA, 1412 nt
Organism: Hibiscus syriacus
Lineage: Eukaryota; Viridiplantae; Streptophyta; Magnoliopsida; Malvales; Malvaceae
Product: GATA transcription factor 11-like
Exons: 3
Coding region: 142-1143 (333 amino acids)
Biological process (GO): regulation of DNA-templated transcription
Molecular function (GO): sequence-specific DNA binding; zinc ion binding
Source: RefSeq, a predicted model, not a curated record